Messenger RNA from Cataglyphis hispanica, 2424 nucleotides. RefSeq lists its product as uncharacterized. Gene Ontology annotation, cellular component: membrane. The transcript is spliced from 7 exons. Bases 709 to 2091 code for a protein of 460 amino acids. Gene Ontology annotation, biological process: G protein-coupled glutamate receptor signaling pathway; regulation of synaptic transmission, glutamatergic. The record is from RefSeq and is a predicted model, not a curated record. NCBI's taxonomy places the organism in Eukaryota, Metazoa, Arthropoda, Insecta, Hymenoptera, Formicidae. Gene Ontology annotation, molecular function: group II metabotropic glutamate receptor activity.
ACAAUAUUUUCUCCUUAUGAACAAAUCGAUAUUUGAUUUAAUCGGAUGUCAUACGAGAAGGAAUUUCUUUUCAGUAUCCGUUCCUGCUCCUCUCCAUCGCCACCGCCGCCGCCUCUGCAUCGUCAUCACCAUCUCCCCGACUUCUCUGUAACGGAUAGGCCUCACCUCCGGAACGGAACUGACUCCAGUCCGCUUUCGGUUUGGCCAUCGCGAAUGCCAACGCGUCGAGCUCAGUAAGAGCGCAGCGUUCGCAACGUGCGCCUCGCUCGAAAACGACCGAUCACGCGGCCAUCGUCCACCGACUAGUCGGCCUCCAUUAAAAUUUCCGACGAACAGAGGAAUUCAUUUAUCCACGUAAUCACCUGGAUAUCGGAGAAAAAAGAAAAAAAAAAAAACAUCGCCAAAGGAUACGCGCGAGGGGCCUGCGAUAACGAAUCCGGGAUGGAGCGCACGCGACCGGGUCGGGAGGAAUGAGUGCGAAUAGCUCGGUGGAUCCACGAGAGGGAAGCUCGAUGCUGAAGAAGAGCCUACGCAGCCGGUGAACCCUGACUCGCGGAUGCGUGACUGCAAGGAUGCGCGCACGCAGGAGACGGUGCGUGAUAUCCCGGUGACGACGACGAUCAGAAUUACACCACGUACACCACGCGUGCGAGCAGGCACGCACGAAUCCACGCACGCGUACAAUCGAGAGAUCAGAGACAAUCGCCAAUGAGGCUGGGCCCGAUCAUCCUGUCGUGGGUCACGGCCACGGUCAGCUGGCCGGGCCUGAUGGCGGCCCGAAUCCCGCGCUCCCGGGACUACGAGCUCUCGACGGAGUUCUUCCUGGUGCCGUCCGAGACCGGACAGCACGGCCUGGCGAGCGUGGCGAGCGUCAUCAGCGUGCCGGCGCCCAACCGGACGGUGACCGUCUUUAGGUCACCGCCGCCGGGCAUCAGGAAGGGCCAGGAGGUGGAGAUGCGACCGACCCCGAAGUCCUUGCUGAAGCAACGACCCUGGGCACUGCCGCUCGCCGCGCUGAGCGCCGCGUCCAUGCUCCUCAUGGCCAGUUUCGAGGUCUUUGUAUUGUUCAAGGCCAGAUCGACGGCGCCGAACAGACGACAUUUGUUUUUGGGGCAAACGCUACUUCUGGGCCUCUUUCUCUUGGCGGGCCUUUCGGCUGCAGCUUCCCUCAGCCAAAAUCCGCUAUCUUGCGCCGCUUUCCGGUUAGUGGGUCUACCUGCCGCCCUCGUGUUCGCCGCCCUCCUGGUCAAAUGCGUCUUCCUGCUCUCCUUGAACAGCGGUGUCUAUCUGCCGGCGCCUUAUCAGGCGCUGGUGCUGGUGUUCGCGGUGUUGGUGCAGGUGGCCAUUGUCGGGCAAUGGUUUUACGGCGAACCACCUGCGGUGAUCCAGGUGCCGCAACAAGCGGGCCAAAGCUCGCCAGUGUCCACCUCCUGCAAGACUCCACUCGGACAGAUAGUGGCUUCCCUCGGGUAUCCCGGAGCACUAUUGGUGGCAGUAGCCUGUCUGGCUGUCCGGGCACGUGGAGUCCGGGACAAUAAUCGGGAGGCGGCUUUCAUCGGCCUAGCGGUCGGUCUCUCGUUGCCGAUUUGGGUCUCCAGCGGGAUCGGUUCGCUCGCUGCCGGCAGCGAGGAUGACCGAGAGGCCUGGCUGGCCUACGGCCUCCUGGCCACGUCGCUCUUCGUCUUUCUCACGAUGUUCCUGCCGAAGGGACGCCAGCUGGCCGCCCUGGGUCGCGAGGGUCCCGCCGCUGUCAUUCGCGACCGCGACGAUGCCCUCAGCUCCCUCCCCGGCAGCGGCUACUCACCCUCCUUCUUUCACUUCAAGCCCGCGGAGACGUCUUUGAAGAGGAAGAUGCAUUAUCACAGUGCUGAUCGAGUCGCACUGGUCUCGUCCGGGAUACCCGGAUGCAGCGCCUGCAGGCACGGAGGAAGUCCAAUAUACUCGGACGAUGUACAUGGACCGAUGGAGACGUUUGUUUUGUCACCUGGUAUGUACUUGAGGCCAGAGGAUGCCGGAAAUCUCUACACGACCUUGUCGGCCAAUCCCAAUGUGUUCUUCCAGAGAGCAGCUCAUCCCGGAAUGAUGUACUGAUAAGGCGAAUCUUAUCAUCGAUGACAAUGAGUCUCGUUUUUUUUUUUUUGUAGAUUGCGAUGUGACAAACCAUUAUUGUUUUCUCAUUGCUCUGUAAAUAAUUCAUUACAAUUAUACAUAUAUCAUUAUUCAAUUUGAGCGUCUAAAGAAAGAAAGAAAAAAUCUCAAAGCGAUAAAUCUUCUAUAAAAGUUUUUGUAAUAUGGAUGAUUAUCGCCAGCGAUUUAUCGUAAUGAAAAAAUUUCGAGUAAUUAGUGAGUCUAACGAUGUAAAUCAUUGAUGCAAAAAGCUGGAAAUGUAUGCGUUAUUUCCAGGUCAAUAAACAUAUGAUUUUU